CAAAUCGAGCUCCGUUGGCAGGAGUAGUCACCUUCGGCGUCAUCUUCAAAAUCUGCAGUAAAUUGCUCUCUUUUUGCACGAUCGUUUUAACCAAGCCAAAUUCAGCAUGUCCUUUGAUCACAAGAAUGAUGACAAGCUCUCUUUUGAGACUUCUGAAAGCGUCAAGGUGAUGCCCACCUUUGAUGCUAUCGGUUUAAAAGAAGACUUACUCCGUGGUAUCUACGCUUACAACUUUGAAAAGCCCUCAGCUAUUCAACAAAGAGCUAUCAUGCCCAUCAUCAAAGGCCGUGAUGUCAUUGCACAGGCUCAGUCCGGUACUGGUAAAACAGCUACUUUCUCUAUUUCCGCUCUACAAGUAAUUGAUACCACCAUUAGAGAAACCCAAGCUUUGAUUUUAUCCCCAACACGUGAAUUAGCUACACAGAUCCAAAGUGUUGUGUUAGCACUUGGCGAUUAUAUGAGCGUGCAAUGUCACGCCUGUAUCGGUGGCACCAGUGUAGGUGAAGAUAUUCGAAAAUUAGAGGCUGGUGUCCAGAUUGUUUCUGGUACACCUGGCCGCGUGUAUGACAUGAUUCGCCGUCGUACUCUACGUACCCGAAAUAUCAAAAUGCUGAUUCUUGACGAAGCUGACGAACUUUUAAACCGUGGAUUCAAAGAUCAAAUUUAUGACGUUUAUCGUUAUCUUCCACCUGGAACACAGGUUGUUAUUCUCUCAGCUACGCUACCACAUGAUGUUUUAGAAAUGACAAACAACUUUAUGACAGAUCCUAUCCGUAUCCUUGUUAAACGUGAUGAAUUGACUUUGGAGGGCAUUAAACAAUUUUUUGUUGCCGUUGAAAAAGAAGAAUGGAAAUUCGAUACAUUAUGUGAUUUAUACGAUACUCUAACUAUUACACAGGCAGUUAUUUUCUGCAAUACUAGACGAAAGGUUGACUGGCUAACAGAAAAGAUGAGAGAAGCAAAUUUUACGGUUUCAGCUAUGCACGGCGAAAUGCCUCAAAAGGAGCGUGAUGCUAUUAUGCAGGAAUUCCGUCAAGGAGCUAGCCGUGUAUUGAUCACGACUGACGUGUGGGCUCGUGGAAUUGAUGUGCAACAAGUUUCGUUAGUCAUUAAUUAUGAUUUACCUUUCAAUCGUGAAAAUUAUAUUCAUCGUAUUGGUAGAUCUGGUCGUUUCGGACGUAAGGGUGUUGCAAUUAAUUUUGUUAAAAACGAUGACCUCAAGAUUCUACGUGAUAUCGAGCAAUAUUAUAGUACACAAAUCGACGAAAUGCCUAUGAAUGUUACCGAUCUUGUUUAGAUUGUACAAUUUAAAGCACCACGCUUUCACAUAUUCAAAACAUUUUCCAAUUUAAUCAACUGCAGAAAUUUGUUCUACUUCUUCAAAAAAUAAACAACUCCAUCCCACGCAACGUGAAUUCGUGUGUUAGGCUCACAUACCAUGUAUAAUACAACAUCUGUAAAUGAAGAAUAGCUAGCAGUUAAAGAAUCUCUGUCCAU
Mycotypha africana is the source of this 1497-nucleotide messenger RNA. Its product is annotated as ATP-dependent RNA helicase FAL1. The coding region runs from base 107 to 1297 and encodes 396 amino acids. Gene Ontology annotation, cellular component: nucleolus; catalytic step 2 spliceosome. The record is from RefSeq and is a predicted model, not a curated record. Gene Ontology annotation, molecular function: mRNA binding; RNA helicase activity; ATP binding. NCBI's taxonomy places the organism in Eukaryota, Fungi, Mucoromycota, Mucoromycetes, Mucorales, Mycotyphaceae. The transcript has 6 exons.